Messenger RNA from Leptopilina heterotoma, 1605 nucleotides. Its product is annotated as tRNA dimethylallyltransferase. The coding region runs from base 28 to 1323 and encodes 431 amino acids. Gene Ontology annotation, molecular function: zinc ion binding; tRNA dimethylallyltransferase activity; nucleic acid binding. Lineage: Eukaryota; Metazoa; Arthropoda; Insecta; Hymenoptera; Figitidae. The record is from RefSeq and is a predicted model, not a curated record. Gene Ontology annotation, biological process: tRNA modification. Gene Ontology annotation, cellular component: mitochondrion. The transcript is spliced from 9 exons.
CAUGCGCGUCCGCAACUCAUAACAGUAAUGGCGGACUAUUGUGAGAAAGAAAUGUCGCGUGUUCCAAUUCUUGUGAUUCUUGGUGCUACUGGUUCGGGAAAAACGAAAUUAAGUAUAGAACUUGCACAGAAAUUUGCCGGGGAAAUUAUUUCAGCUGAUAGUAUGCAGGUUUACAAAGGAUUGGACAUCAUUACGGCAAAAGUCAGCAGAGAAGAGAGAUUACAAGCACCACAUCACAUGAUAGACAUUGUGGAUCCAUUGGUCAAUUAUACAGUUGUUGAGUUUAGGAAUCGAGCUCUGUCUAUCAUUGACAAUUUGAAAAGCAGAAAAAAGUUGCCAAUCGUUGUAGGUGGUACCAACUACUAUAUCGAAGCACUUUUGUGGCAAAUUCUUAUAGAUGAACCGGAAGAUUCAAGUGAUAGUGAUCAGCAGUCAAAAAAACCGAGGCUGGAUACUUCUGAGACGAAUGAAGAGCUGCAUAAAAAAUUGGCACAAGUCGACCCACAAAUGGCACAAUGUCUUCACCCAAAUAAUCGACGAAAGGUGAUAAGAUCACUGGAAAUUUACGAAAAAUUCGGAAGACAGCAUUCGGAAUUACUGAAAUUGCAAAGAACUGGAGGCGGUUGUGGUGUUGGCGGUCCACUUCGUUACAAGGAUUUAAUAAUCUUGUGGCUACGUUGUGAUCAGGAGGUCCUUGACAGUAGACUGGAUGAAAGAGUUGAGUCGAUGGUUGAAGCAGGUCUAAUUCAAGAGUUAUUGGAUUUCCACGAAAGGUACAACGAAGACCGACUCAAAAAUAAUGCAGCACCGGAUUACACAAAAGGAAUCUUUCAAAGCAUUGGCUUUAAGGAGUUUCACAAUUACUUGAUACUGCCCGAAGAGGAAAGAAACAGCCAGAAGGGACAGCAGAUGUUACAAGAAAGCAUUGCGGAAUUGAAAUUAGUCACAAGGAGAUACGCCAGGAAGCAGAGGAAAUGGAUAAUGAAUAGAAUGAUUCGUCGAACUGAUAGACAAGUUCCAUCCAUUUAUUCUUUGAAUUGUACCAAUAUUGACAAAUGGACAAACGACGUGCUUGAUCCAGCGAUAGAAAUCGUUACCUCUGUUAUUCGGGGCGAGCAACCAAAACAAAUGUCAAUGAAUGAAAAUGUUGAAAAACAAAAGUCAACGGACAUUCUUAAUGAUACGCCUCACUUUUGCGAAAUUUGCGAAAGACUGUUUGUGGGCGAAUUACAAUGGAACAUCCAUCUGAAGAGUAUUAAGCAUCAAAAAGUUAUAGAAAAGAAAAAACGAUUAGAAAAAAGUAAAAUGGAACAAACAGCGUGAACAAGGUAUUAAAUAAUUAGGUCUGUUUUUUUUUCGAAAAUUAUAAUUUUUUUCUCGAAAUUUUAAUUUUCUUUUCAAAUAACAAUUUAGACUGGUUUUAAUUGUAUUGAUUUCUUUUGAUAUUUCUAAAGGAAGUAAUGUACAAUUGAACAAAAAAAUUUUUUUUAUUAACAUGUAUGAUUUACAUGUUUGUUAAUAAUAAUCACUGUGAUGAACGAAUUUUUUUUCGUAUCCAAAGAUAGAAAAAAAGAACUGAAUAAAUAAUCAACUGUUGGAAAUGUA